AUUAUUGUCCUUUUCUAUAGUGCCAUCGUAACAGGCUUAUAUAUAGUGACUGCAUCACUCAAAUGGAUCAAUACACGCCCUGCACAUCCCUCAGGAGCUGAACUGCUGCCUCAAAGGCGAGACAGUUGUGUCAUCAUGAUGUAACUGCUCCAUAGGAGUCACGAUCAUGUGAGAGUGUUGACAUCAGAGUUAGAAACAAAUGAGAAUCUGCGCACAACCUCAGCAUAUGACUUCAAUACCCCUCUUUCGCAAUGUGAGAAUAAUAGAGCAAUCGCUUACUGACGCUGGAUGUGUAGGGACUGGCGUCACCUUGCUCUAUUAAGCUUGACUGUCCUCCUGAUACACAGGGACUUGGUCUGUGUUGAGGUUGGUAGCUUGUUUCCAGACAUGAGAGCACAGGCACUUGUUCUCUCCGUCUCUCUCUAUCUGUGCCACUCUUUCAUUCACCCUCAGUGAGUGCACAUCUGCACAUGUUCAUCUCCCACUUCAAGCUCCAGCUUUAUUGUCACCCCUGGAUUACUCGUCUAUUACAAAGAUGACAUGCCACAGGAAGCUAUUGGAAAACUAGAACUGCAACUGGUUUAAAAGAGUCAAAGAAGAAAUCAGCUCCUAUGAUCCACUGAGCCGACGCGACAUUAGCCUCUCAACGGUCUCACCACUUAAAUCAUGGAGGACUCGACAGAGGUGCGGACGGACGGAAACUCUUUGCUUAAAGCAGUGUAUCUGUGCCGUCUAAGGUUGACUCGUCUACUGCUGGAAGGAGGGGCUUACAUUAAUGAGAGUAAUGAGAGAGGAGAAACUCCACUGAUGGUGGCCUGUAAAAGCCACCAUGCCGAUGCUCAGAGUGUGCCAAAACCCAAGAUCAUCAGGUAUCUUCUUGAAAAUGGUGCGGACCCCAACAUUCAGGAUAAGUCUGGUAAGACCGCCCUAAUGCAUGCCUGCAUAGAGCGGGCAGGCGAUGAGGUGCUGUCGCUUCUGCUCUCCAGUGGAGCUGACCCUAGUUUGGAGGAUCACACUGGUUCCUCCGCCCUGGUCUAUGCGGUUAAUGCUGGAGACAAGGAUGCACUGAGAGUACUACUGGACGCCUGCAAGGCCAAGGGCAAAGAAGUUAUCAUCAUUACAACAGACAAACUACCGUCCGGAAGACAAAUGACCAAGCAGUAUCUGAACGUACCACCUCCUCCAAAUCUUGAGGACCGUUUGCACUGUGCUGCUGCGUCAUGUAUGUGUCCUUCUGAAAUUAAAUUCUGUACCCCUCUUAUCUCACCAUCCACCAAUAACAAAUCAGACACCCUGGGAUCCACAUCAACACUGUCCACAUCCAAGCAAGUAUCACCGACUCUAGAUUCAAGCCCUCUGCAAGCAGCUAGUGUGGCAAAGCUUUUGCAUCUACAGAGGCUUCACUCUGAACCCUGGCUGAAGAUCCCUCCAUCUCUGCUCCUGCAGCAAAGUAAGUCCUCAUCCUUAACCGAGGAGCUUCUAGAUAUCACUCCUGAAGAAGAGCUCUCUUUUGGUUACAAUGGUUGCAGACCUCCACUGAGAGCGACAGUAGCUCGGCACCAAAGCAUCGACGUCAAGGACUCUACUGGUCUGUUUAGAGCCUUUGAGACAACAUCUGAAGCUGAGAGAGAACUAACAAAAGAACAGAAAUGGCUCAGUAGAAAGAUGUCUUAUGAUGGUGAGUUGCUACCACACUCUUCCUCACAUCAGAACCUCAAACAGACAUCCAUCUCAGAUGCUGCCCCUGUGGACCGGAACCCAGACUGUCUUCCCAACCUGGCCGUUUCAAGCCUACGCAACGUGUUUCGCCGGCGCAAUAUUGGAAUGGACCACUACAGUUCUGACUCUCAGUUGCCUCAAUUUGGAAGCCAACCCUCUGAGGACCUCGGGAAGACUGGAGGAGGAGGAACCGGGGGGACAGAGAAACGCAAGCUUGUUACCAGCCGCUCCUCCACUCUCUCUGGAUCCAGAGAGUCUCUGGAGAGUCUCGUUCAGAGGAGGAGCCCAGCCAUGCUGGAGCGGAGGGGAUCCGGAGCCCUGCUCCUAGAUCAUAUCUCACAGACCCGGCCUGGUUAUCUGCCACCUCUCAAUCCACAUGCACCCAUUCCAGAUAUUAAAGUCAAUACCAGUAUUGGCCUGAACAGUGUAAGCAAGCCUCUGGCAGGAACUACACCCAUUGUUUCUGGAUCUAGGCAUUUUGUGCCCUGUGCCCCAAGCCAUCCUAAAGAUCACAAGAAUAAGAAGAGUCUGAUAAGACGACACUCCAUGCAAACCGAACAGAUCAAGCAGCUGGUCAAUUUUGAGGAGAUCUUUGGUCAGUAAAAACCCCAAAGGAAUACUAAGGCCCCGUCAACACGGAGAUGCAUUUAGCCAUAUACGCAUCUUUUUUUAUCAUAAAGACAUUUCGUCUAGAUGAAUGCGCCAUUUUCAGAGAGUGAAACCGAUAUUUUUUUGAAACCGGGUCCCAUAGUGGAUAAAUCUGAAAACGCCACCCUUGCAUUUUCGUGUAUACAGCCAAUCUGUAUACUUUCUGAAACGAUAAUAUCAGCACACAUCUCACCGCUAGUCAGACACCGUUACGUCAACAAAAACAUGAACAAACACUGAACGAUUGUCUUUUAAUUAAUUAACAUUAACCCACAUUUAUAAAUGUAUUGUUCCAUGUUCGUUUGUAUACCGCACACAAUAUUUAUGCGCAUAGUCCAAGUCCUCUUUGUUUUUAUUGUAUCUUUGUGGCAGAAUUACAGUGCUACAUGCUGGUCUGACAAGUAUACUACAUUGUUUUGUGUCGGUUUUGUGUGGACGCAGAUAUUUCUUGAGAUGAUUUGAAAAAUGGAUAGGGAAAGCGUCGUGUAGGAAUACAUGUACAAGAGAAUACAUGUUAGAAAUACGAUUUAUACAUCUCAUCCACCUAUCUUUAUGCACUUUCCAGACUGAACAAAGGGAACAUGUUUGUUUUGAUCAAUUGUAAACUUUACUGCACUUUACUUCUGUUCUUUGUGAUCUCACUCAUUAGUGUACCGAAUUAGAAAAUUGACAUUUUAUUGCUAUUUAAGGCACUGCUUCCUCUUUAAACCUGAUUCAUGUCUGCAGUGUCUUAGAAUUAGCAAAACAAGAAAAUAUUGUCACAUAUAUUUAUCCAUUGACUGUAAAUAAAUUCAGUAUAAAACAUUGCUUUCACUUUCUUGCAUAUAUAUGUGUUGUACAGUAUGCACUUUAUUCUGCAUGCAGUUACACAUGUUGAGAACAUAUUUUCUGCAAAAAUAAAAGUUCUAAUUUAAGAAAUAGCACUUUCACUUUUUUGUGUGCAUAUAUCUGUUCUUCUAAUCUUUCUAUUUAUCAAGUACGCCUGUUUUCGGACGGAUGGUGUGAUACUGAAAUCUGAGUAUUGAUAGCUGAAGGUUCAGCUUUGCCAUUACCGGGAU
Messenger RNA from Carassius auratus (goldfish), 3425 nucleotides. RefSeq names its product ankyrin repeat domain 34Bb (gene ankrd34bb). Bases 667 to 2322 code for a protein of 551 amino acids. The record is from RefSeq and is a predicted model, not a curated record. The transcript is spliced from 3 exons. Lineage: Eukaryota; Metazoa; Chordata; Actinopteri; Cypriniformes; Cyprinidae. Gene Ontology annotation, molecular function: protein binding.